AUGUCGUCCGACUACCCAAAGACCGUAAUGACGACGGAGCAAACCCCGGAGGAGCAGAAGAACAUCGACGUCUGCAAGGAGUACAUGUCCAUUGCAUACUCGCCAAGCAGGAACAACGGCGGCUCAUCUGUAGAGCAUCUGUGUACCAGCGAUAGCUGGUUUUGGGCCCCCUCUACGUUUCCUGGCUGCGAAACGCCAAUGGAUUACGCAGAGUCUCAUGCUCACGUCAUGGCGAGCGUAACCAAUUUAAGAAUCACUCGCUACGAUCAGGCUUGGGCAAAGGGUGGACAUGUCUUGCUGCGUUACACUGCUGAGGGCAACUUCGACGGCAAACCAUACAAAGGGAUCCAGCCAAACGGGAACCAUGCCAGAUGGUCUGCGGCAGCUAUUUUCGAGGUGGAAGAUGGGAAGGUGAAGUCGUUUACCAAAGACUGGGACCAGAAAACAAUGCAAGUCCAACUGAAAUGGGCCCCCGUCAACGUCUACGAGAGCGACGACCCGAGGUGGGAUAGCACAGCCUUGGGUUUUCCCGAGCGAGCAAGGACGAAGUAG
Saxophila tyrrhenica is the source of this 552-nucleotide messenger RNA. RefSeq lists its product as uncharacterized. The coding region runs from base 1 to 552 and encodes 183 amino acids. The record is from RefSeq and is a predicted model, not a curated record. The transcript is spliced from 5 exons. Gene Ontology annotation, biological process: polyketide metabolic process. NCBI's taxonomy places the organism in Eukaryota, Fungi, Ascomycota, Dothideomycetes, Mycosphaerellales, Extremaceae.